AUGUCCAUGCCGGAGUCGCCUGGAAGGCCCUCAAUGGGACCAACGCCCUCAAUCUCAUCUUCUUCAUCACUUACGACUUCGCCAUCAUCUUCGGGCAAGUCUUCCUCGGUGGAAUGGCGGAAAAGAUCAGGGGUCUCUUCGCGGUCAUCUUCCAGAUCAGAAACCGAGGUAGCAGAAGAUAUUUCAUCUUCCUCCGUUUCUCCGAGGGUGGAGAUGUCUGACGUUUCACUCAAUAUCACAGCCGUUUGCGUUAGUUUGUUAAGGGGGCGCAAUAUGUACUUGAUGACCCGUUUAGACGCAGGGAAAUUCAGAUCGAUUUCAGCGAUUGAGGAUGUGAGAGCGGCGAUGAAAUUCUUUUCAAACAUCGUUUUCGCAAGCUGCCUGGUCGAGGAUGGGAAGGCUGUAUCGGCCAGUGACAUCAAUCUAGAAUAUUUGGCAUCUAAGGGUUCGUUUGACGUAUUGGCCUCUUUGUAUGCUCGGAGUGCAUGCUCUAGAACGAACCUCCGCACGAAGGCAAGCUCAGGCUCAUCUUCUUCGUUCGAGUUUUGCUCGCUUCGACGUCUGCCAGUGCCGCCAAACUCGCCUGUCUUCGUGCACAGCGCUACAAGCACACGCAUCGUCCAAGCCGAUGUGUUGGCGCGCUUCUUGAACACAACAGACUCAUCAUGCUCCAUUGUACCAAUUGGGACGAGCGCAUUCAGCAGUGGAUCUGCUUUGCGAGAGAAGUUGAUAAACUCCACCUUCGUACGGUUAUACGACGAAAGAAGCUCAAUCGGGUGGUCAUCCGCUUUGAACGCCGGUUUCUCCGCUUUCUUAGAAUUACGUGUGGCCUGCAAGUCAGUGGUAGAAACAGAGGGUGAAGGUUCAUCAGUCGCCAUCUCCACAUCAGUUUGGGUUUCCGAUUGUUCAGGAGCAGAUGUUUCUGUGGCCUCUGUCGAAGGUUCCUUGUCGUCUACAUCCUUGUAA
Molecule: messenger RNA, 966 nt
Organism: Aspergillus oryzae RIB40
Lineage: Eukaryota; Fungi; Ascomycota; Eurotiomycetes; Eurotiales; Aspergillaceae
Exons: 5
Coding region: 1-966 (321 amino acids)
Source: RefSeq, a predicted model, not a curated record